GUAAGACCACAUAUCCAGAUUCGGAUCAAGAUCCGUACUCCGCCGCCACUAUAUAUCAUCUUGCCACAAUCAACCUAUCAUCUCUUCUGCGCACUUAGUGUUCAUCAUCGUGCACAAUGGGUGUCACCAUCGAAAGGAUAACACCUGGCGAUGGCAAGACCUUUCCAAAGAAAGGGGAUAAAGUGAAGAUACAUUACGUGGGAACUCUCUUGAACGGCAACGUGUUCGACUCGAGUCGAGAUCGCGGAUUGCCUUUCGAAACAGAUAUUGGUGUUGGGAAGGUGAUCAAAGGGUGGGAUGAAGGUGUCCCUCAACUAUCGCUAGGAGAGAAGGCGUUUCUGAUCGCUACACCUGAUUAUGCAUACGGUGCAAGGGGCUUCCCACCCGUCAUUCCGCCAAACGCUACGCUCAAGUUUGAAGUUGAGCUACUGAAGAUCAACUAGGUCUAUCUCAUUUUUCGUUAGACGGGUCGCGUCUACUUGUUUGUACGUUGUACGAUGGCCAUGGAUUGUCUUCUAGUAGCAACCCGUGAUUACCCCCCACUUCGUUCGGCCUUCUACGUCAAUUGUAUGUUGUCUCAUGUCCUCACGAAGACUUGCUUGAAAUCC
Messenger RNA from Pisolithus orientalis, 608 nucleotides. RefSeq lists its product as uncharacterized. NCBI's taxonomy places the organism in Eukaryota, Fungi, Basidiomycota, Agaricomycetes, Boletales, Pisolithaceae. Gene Ontology annotation, molecular function: peptidyl-prolyl cis-trans isomerase activity. Bases 117 to 443 code for a protein of 108 amino acids. The record is from RefSeq and is a predicted model, not a curated record. The transcript is spliced from 6 exons.